This is a messenger RNA of Pyricularia pennisetigena, 1065 nucleotides long. RefSeq lists its product as uncharacterized. Bases 1 to 1065 code for a protein of 354 amino acids. NCBI's taxonomy places the organism in Eukaryota, Fungi, Ascomycota, Sordariomycetes, Magnaporthales, Pyriculariaceae. The record is from RefSeq and is a predicted model, not a curated record. The transcript has a single exon.
AUGGCAACACUGAAACCACCCACGGCGCCUUUGGCAACUUCAACGUCACCGAAGCGCAAACGAGACCAUCUAUCGUUGGACAGCGGAUCCCACACACCACGCUUGCAGCAUCAGACAUCGAAAUUCUCAUUUGAGCUCCCUGCUCAAGAUUGCGAGGAUGGAAGCAGCAGCCCACGCUCAAAGGUAGCCCGCAAGUUCCAGGGGCUUGCCCUGGGCGUUGUCGCAACUGAUAGCGGGGCAGGGACUUUCGCGUCUUCGUCAAAACCUUUCGACGCGGAUAGCACAUCAGGCGCCGCGAAACGCUCUGCUAAUGAUAGCUUAGGCAGCAGCGAAGACAUGCAUUAUGUGUCGGUCAAGGGACAGGCCGACGAUGGGUCGUCCAUACGCAAGCGAUUGAAGCUUCCAGACCCUACAGAAACCUCGCCGCGCAACAAUGACGCCGCGCAGGCUGGCGCUUCGCUAAUUCACAUGUCUAGCGUAUUCACCCCAAUUCUAGACAAAUCCCCGGAAAAUCAACCGAAUAGUCCUGCCGGGGAUUCAAGCGCCACGGAUCCCACGAGAAUUGUAGGGGCAGCUGGUGGCAAGGCACCCCAAAGUAAAGCCGGCAGUGGCAUUUCAGUGUUUAAGGGGCGUGAUCAACGAGCUGGCCCACCCUCUGUCGCUGCCAAAACCAGCGGCGAUGGGACUGCCACGGAGGACUCGGACAUGGACGUGGUGGACCCUGUGCGCGCGGCCUUGACAUGGCAUGAGGAUGAGAUUACGGUCUACGACCCAAACGAUGAGGAUGACGAUGGCGUCGGUAUUAACGGGAUCGGUUUUCGGCCCACGCCUGCCAUCGCCCAUGCGAGAUCCAUGAAGAGGCGCCAGCAGCUUGCCGAGUAUAAGAAACGAGAAGAGCGCGAGGCACGAGCUAGGAGGAACUUACGUAGGAGGACAAGUCCCAAAUCGAGCAGCGAGGCAGCCAAGGUUUCGGAUUGCGAUGCGAAGCGUUCGCAUUCCUCGGAGCCACCGGCGAGGAGGGUCCGUUUUACGGAAUUUGAGCCCACCGUCGUAAUUACCACUUGA